UGCUUGAGCUAUCGGUUACGCAACUCGGAUGAUUUUUCUGGAGUCAGUUGGUGUGCUCAACGGCUAAAAAAAGAAAAACCCUUGAUGGAUGAAGCUGGUUCUAGUCGAGUGAUUCCUUUAUGAGUUUGAAGGAUUGACCCUAGCUAAAUAGCGACACGGUUUACCGAGCAAACAACCAUGCCAGGCGAGUAGCGCUGCACUCCUCACAGCCGCCGUACCGUUUGUUCACUCACUUCAGUCAAGCUCUGACGGUGUGCAGUAGACAGGCUUGCUGUGUUGAGCAUCCCACACACACAAUAAAAGGAGGCGGAAAAAAACUCUGGUCGAACAGGAUCUGCUUUCAGCAGCUACACAAAAGUAUCCAGCUAGAGUCAUUCUUCCAGUUGUGUCAUUGCGUCUGUUGUGUGUGGUCACACUUUGGGAGUUCCAAAUCCAGCUGGAAUUGUAUUUAACUGUACAAUCAAAGAGAGAGAGAGAGAGCCCUGUAUCGCAUGUGAUUAAGGGAAACACCAGCUGCAUUGAGUUUACUUUGAAAGAGCGUAUUGCGACCAAAUGUACUUUGUUGAUCCAUACGCCGGUGGUGAGAUGAUACUUGCGCCAAGCGGUGCACCUUACGGGACGGUACCGUUGGUCGCGGUACCCCAUUCCCACCCUGCUGCUAAUUAUGUCUACAGUUCGUCAACACGAAAGAGAGGACUGCGGGGCUCAGAUGAGUUGUUCACACCAAACGGUACCACCACUAAUCCCCUCGCCUCUACCUUCGGCGGUGGUGAUUCACCCAUUAACGAUGCCAAAAAGGUGAAGAGGGAGGCGGCACCUCCGUCCCGGGUGGUUCACAUCCGUAACUUAGCGCCAGACGUGAAUGAAGCUGAGGUGGUCAGCCUAGGUGUUCCGUUUGGAACUAUCACCAAGGUCCUAUGCAUCAGAAACAAAGGCCAGGCAUUUAUAGAGCUUGCCGAUGUUAGCCAAUCCACAAAAAUGAUAUCCUACUACAACCAAGUCACGACUACACUGCACGGCAAGCCUGUCUUUGUCCAGUUCUCCACCCAUCAGGAGUUGAAGACAGAUAACUCCCCGGCACAUCAGGACACUGGGGGGCGCAACUCACAAUACAAUGCAACGACGGUGGCGGUACAGGCUGCCCUUGCUGCUGUGAAUGCUGUGCUAAACAAUCCCUCCUCGUCAGGGACUCUCCUCCCAGACAGUGACUCCUACUCUGGCAAUCUGGACAAGAACACCGUGUCUAACGUGGCAGCCCAGGCAGCGUUACAAGCAACACAAGCACUCCUGCCUCAGCAUCAGUUUUCCUCCAUAAGCUCGUCACCCAAAGUAGCAGACAGCCCAGGAGGUCCUCAGCACGUACUCCGUGCCGUCAUUGAACACAUGAUCUACCCCGUCAAUGUGGACACCUUACACCAAAUCUUCUCCAAGUAUGGAACAAUCUUGAAGGUAGUCACCUUCACUAAGAACAAUGUUUUCCAAGCUCUAAUCCAGUUCAACAAUAGCAAAGAAGCUAAUGAUGCCAAAAUUGCCUUAGACGGACAGAAUAUCUACAAUGCUUGCUGCACCUUGCACAUUGAGUUCUCUAAACUCCCUGCACUCGUUGUCAAAUACAACAAUGAGAAGAGCAGAGAUUACACACGUGACCUACCAACGGGAGAUGGUAUCCACCCAGGAGAUGGCAUUGGAUUAGGGGGACACGGAAUGAUGUCAAAUCCGUUUUCACAGAUAGCAUCCAUGGGUCAGUCACCAUUUAGUCCGACAGCUGCCACGCUAGCGGGCUUUCCAGCGGCGGCAGUUCCUGGGUUUGGUAGUGCCUUCAUCGGAGGUGGCAUGCAGCAGAACGCAGCGGCGGCAGCUGCCCUGCGUUUCCAAAACACUCUAGCAAUGCAAGGCCUUCACGGAAUGCAGGGGAUGCAGGGAAUGCAAAGCAUGCAAAGCAUGCAAAGCAUGCACAACAUGCAAGGGACACCAGUACUGUUAGUCAGCAAUCUCAACACUGAACUCGUCACGCCUCAGGCUCUCUUUACCCUCUUUGGGGUAUAUGGUGACGUGAAAAGAGUUAAGAUUUUGUACGAGAAGCGAGACAACGCACUAAUUCAGAUGGCUGAUGCACACCAGGCUCAGACAGCCCUUGCUAACUUGAAUAGUGUGAAGUUGUUUGGGAAGCAGCUGAGGGUAGCGCCCUCUAAGUAUCGUGAGGUGGCCAUGCCGAGAGAGGGACAGCCGGAUGCUGGUCUGACUAAAGACUACAACAACUCACCGCUCCAUCGGUUCAAGAAGCCUGGCUCCAAAAAUUUCCAGAACAUAUUCCCACCCUCCGCUACCCUGCAUCUUUCAAACAUUCCAGCCAGUGUAACAGAAGAUGAUCUUCAAAGUGCCUUUAGUCAGCACGGAUCAGUUGUGUCUUUCAAAUUUUUCCCGAAGGAUCGUCGUAUGGCGUUGAUUCAGAUGAACUCUGUGGAAGAAUCCACCCACGCUCUCAUCGCUCAGCACAACUGCCAGUUAAGUGAGUCAAACCACUUGAGGGUGUCUUUCUCCAAAACGCAGAUGUCAUAGAAAUCCACCCCUGCUUACCACAUGGAAUAUGCUCCUCGACAAUGAUAAGACAUAAGGACUUCUCCAUUCGCACUAUAGAAAUGGGGGUGGUGAACUAAGAGGACAUGGAAGAUUCUGUUAUUGCUCUACCCCCACAGAGUGAGUGGAGCAGACCCUUAAUUCAAAUGGAUUUGUAUUAUAUUGAGAUUCUGCGGGGUGUACCAUGAUUGGUAGAGGGGGUUUUUAAGUCAAGGGACGAUAAAUUUUCCAUCAUUUUCAUUCUCUGACUCAUUUUACAAGGAGCCAAUUGUGUAACCAUGAAAACACAAAGUGGGUUUGUUUUUGCACAAUUUGUGCUCCUUAAUGGUCCCAGGACCAAAACAAAAGAAACAAUAAAAAAAGUCCAGAAAGUUCAGUGGAACUGAAAGGAAUUUGUGAGAAUAUAAGUAAUUGUAACUGAUGUACAAAUUGUAUUCUUGGUUUAAUAAACCAGGACAGAGCUGUCAGGUGUAUUAUUUUUUUAAUACCAAGAUUUAUUAAAAGAUAAAAACAAGGGACUUUUUUGUGCAUGCUUUGAUGCUAUUUUAACUUGUUUACUGUGAGACUUCUGUGGAUCAAAAUAUCUUUAUCAUUUUUGUUGUUGGUGUUCGUGAAAGAAAGGAGGAGAUCAUUCAAUCAUCUGAUCUCAAAACAAGCGUGUUUUAAAAAACCCGAAACAAAGCGAUUGUCUUUUUUUGAGGGAGUGUUUUAGUCCAACAGAAAUUGAAAGGGUAGUACUGGAACAAUCAAGUUUUUUACGAACAAGAAAACAGGCUUUCAUUUUAUGUUCUUAGUCAAGGCACGGUGUGAUGUGUUGUUUGAAAAUAUAUUGAGCAAAGACAUGUUUGAAUUAUCUGCUCCUUUUGAUAUCGUCUGGAAGUAUUUUUUAUUUUCUCUUCAUAAAUUUCUAGAUUAGUUAUCGAAGUCUCUGAAAUUGUAAUAUUUCCAUGGGAUUUUGUCUUUUAUUUUGCUGUGGUGAACAGGUUUUGGUGCAUGUUUUGACAAAUUUAUUGUAAUUUUUUUUUCUAUCAAUCUUGAGAAUGCAGUUGUAACAAAAAAAACUUUAUCACAAAUAACUUUUCUUCGGUUUUUCAAUUUUUAAUAAAAAGAGUAAUGAUGUUUUACAUGGUAUAUGAGUGAUCACUGAUUAUUAAAAAAAGGUUUCUUGGAUUGUGUUUGUCUAAUAUUAGGUGGUAGUCUUAGGUAUAUGAAUUAACAAAAACAAAUACUUCACUUCUUUUAAUUUCAAAUCUCGAGGUCCAAAUAUUGUUUGCAGACCCAUAUUAAUUUAGACUUCUCUAACAUUUGGGCUGCAUACCACAAAUUGUCCCGUUUUAUUCACAAAUUAAAAAAAAAAAAGUUUAUGGAAUUUGAAUGUCUUCUGUUUCAAGCAGAUGAAUUUAUUUAAGAAUGUGCAUUUUUGGCAAUAAUUCGUAGAUUUGUUAUAACGAUAAUUAUUAUAUUGUUAAUUAUAAAUGAGAGAGGACGGUGGUUUGUAUAUACUGAUAAUAGAGCAAAGAGCCGAUGGAGUCUUUUUCGGAGACACAAGACUAAAACCUUGAUUUGGGAGGGGGGGGGGGUGGUGUUUGAUUUUCCUGUUUGUAUAACCGCACUUAGACAAUCCAUCCAAUACAGGUUCUUACAAUAUAUUUUUUAAACUUGUGCAUAUAAACCCAAACAUUUAUGAGGUUAAAGGUCAUUCUUAAAUGCCGCAGAAUCCUAGAUUUUGAACUACAAUUUAGUAUUUACUUGGUAGGGAUCGUUUCGGGGGUCGCUUCCACCGAGUUAAACAAUUUAUCUGCUUAACUUUGCAAUUAAGUUGAGUUUUUAUUUUUGGAGCCAAGAUGAUAUCUGAGGCUUAAAAAGAAGAAGCAAAACAUCAAAGCUGCAAUUCUUGAGAUGGGUAUUGCUAGCUACUUUCGUUUGUUUAUAAAUAAGUUUGUGAGGUGCAAUUUGUAAAGUAAAAGAAAACAACAAGCUAAAAAGCAUGUGGGAAAACUUGGUUAACCCAAGAACCAACCCAAAUCAGUCAGUACUGUUCCAUGUUUUGACAAUGUUAAAACCACUAACCAAAAAUGGUUUUUGAGUUCUUUACUGUUUUUUUCCUCCUUUUUUUCUCUUAAUUUAUUAUUUCUUUUUUCAAAAGUAAACAUGAAACAUGGAUUUUUCCUUUUGUUGCCAUUACCCUCGAAAUUGUACAACUUAUACGUAAAUUUUAAUUUUUCAAUAUACAAAGUUUGAUCUUUCAGCAUCCUGUUAAAUUCAUGAAAUAGUUGCAGGGUCGUUCAUUUCUAUUUUGUUUGGGUUAUUCGGUUUGAAUAUUGCUUUGAUUUCAAAAUUUUGUUUGUUUUUUAAAGAUUUUUAAAAACCAAUUUGGGAUGCUUUGUUAAGAAGAAGAAGAUAAAACAAGAUUUUUGAGGCUUGCAUAUAUAUUUUGGUACCAGUCGUUGUAAUGUUAAAUCCAUUUCUUGUAGAUUGAAAUACAGUGUAAGAUUUUUUCAGAGUAUAAAAAACUCAGAUUUUGUAGAUACAGACGAUAUUGUUGGGACGUGUAGUUGCAUGUUGUUGUUUUUUGUUUUUUGUUUUUUUUAUAAAAUAAUAUUAAUGACGUGAACUGCCUGAAAUUGGAAUUGGCUCCAUGUCAAAUUCGAAGUUGAGCUUUUUUUAAUCUGUAUUUACCAACCAUUCUAGCGUGCAUUUUGGCGUUCAUAGCCAAUAACUGUUUCGAUCGAAUUGGCCAAUGACCAUAACGGUUAUUGAUUAUGACUGCCAUAACGCACCCCUUAAGUUGUACGCAUUAUUGCCAGUAUUAAAUUGAAUAGUGCAUAGAAUUUCCUGCACCUUUUUUAUUUUUUAGAAGAAGAAAAAUCUUGUAUAUAAGGAAAGACAAAUUGAGAACACCUUGAGGAUGAGUUUGAUUGUCUCUGCUUAUAGGGCACUUAGGGUGGUUGGUCAAUACCUUUUUAUUCUGAAAUCAAUUCUUCAAAGCCAGACACAGAACCAAGUUAUGUAUUUUGAUUUGGAGUGUGUUGUACAAUGGCAGCGCUAUGUGCAAUUUUGACUGUCUGGCCAAGAAGGUCAUAACCAUGGUGAUGACAUGGAUCCUGGUGGCAUCCCCAAAUCAAAAUAUGUAACUUGCCUGAUUGUGAAUUAUUGAUAAAACAUUCCACUUUGGACCACAACUUUGGAGAUCAUUCCAUAAAGAAGGCUGAAAAAAUAAAAUAAUUAUAAAACAAAAAAAAAGAAUAAAAAAUAAAAACUGUGUGCCUUAAACACUGCUUUCUAGUUUUUUUCCCUACACUCCUUCACACAGCCUUUCUAAUUCUCUUUACAUAUCAACAGCCUUAUGUCCAUGUCAUUUCCCUCAAAUCUAUACAACUUGCUGUCAUAUCUUAACUGUUUUUCAUCCCUGACGUAGUGUACAGGUAUUUCUAGCGUUUUUCUCUCCUGCAUUUCUCUCUCGUUCUGUGUCAUACUUUCCGCUCUUUGCUCUAUUACUAGUUAGGAAUGAUUGCACCAGCAGAUGUUGGGAAAAUUUGGUUUUUAAUUACCCUGUAUUCUGCUGGUGCUCUGACCUCUGACCUUUGUUCUAUGACCUUCUUCAAUAUCUGUUGUAUUUGGUGUUUAUUUCUGUAAUUGUGUUUUCUGCUCUUCAAUUUUCUGAGUUACUCCUUUUGUGAGCUCCCGUUGCUUUAAAAUAUACCAGUCAGUCAUGCUUUUAAUCUUUUCCCCUUUUCAACAAAUAAAAAACACCCCAAGAUUUUGGAUUUAAAUACAGCAUGAGAAAUGUGUUAGUUCUUGACAGAAGCCAUUGCAGUCUCAAGUUUGAAACUCAACAUAGGCUUAUUGUGUUCUGUCUAGUCAAAAUAGCUAAACAAUUCUAAAUUUACUGUUCAAAUUGUCCAUUGUGUCUUAGCUUUUUAAUUGUUCAACCAUAAAUAAUUUGCUGUACUGUGACCAUACUAAAAUAAUUUGAAGUGAUACAUUCCCCAUAAAAAAAAAACAAUGUUUGGUAUUGCAGAAAUGAGAUUUAUUUACGUCAGUGGGAUUUGUUGCUUAACCCCAUUGCCUAUGAUUUAUAUGCUUGAAUUGUAAAUUGCUCAUUUUCUGUAAUCAGUUUUUGAUAAAGAGCUUUCUUGUUACUAAGCAGACUUUAACUUUAAUCUGUUACUAUCCUAUUCAUCUGAAUGUGACUUGUCCUUCGAUUGCUCCUCUUAUUGCAAAAGAAAUUUCAAUCAUUUUCUCUGUAAGAAAAAUAAUUUCAUAGAGAAGAAUUCCUGUGAAGUAUUGCAGUGGUGGAACCUAGGGGGAGUUCCCCUUUCUGGAACCACCCACCCUUGCUUCCUCAUCAUGUGGUCAGUCUAUCCUUACCACCUCUCCCUAUAAACCCCUUGCACAACGCACCUACACACGCCCAUCCUGUUUCCGCCAUUUUGUGGAGUCAAAAUGUGCAUUAACGAGUUGAUGCCCAAAAUGGCGGAAAUCGUAGACGCACGUAGACCUUAUCACAAGUACUUGGUACGUGUGUAAUGGGCAUGGAAUGAGGUGCAUGCUGGUCUAGCUAGCGAUCAAGUUUGAUCGCUAAUUAGACCAGCUUGCACCUUUUGCAACAGGUAGCGCUUGCGCAAUGUUUUUUUUUGCGAAAAGGUCUAUUGUUUUGGAGGUGUGUUCCACUUGGUGCAGGGGGUCUAUAGCUGUUCUGUACAAACUAUCCAUUCACCACCAUCCUAUCCCCUUCAUGUUGACAAUGAGUGAAAUUCCUUUUGUUUGAUAGCGGCAUUCAAGCUGGUAGCUAUCCUUUGGCCUCUUGUUGUUAAGCAACCAGUUUGUUAUUUGCAUGCCUUGUAACAUCAUUAAUCCCGUUCUAGAUGUGUACGCUGUUAUAGCUUUUUACAGCUUUUCAUGUGAUUUCUACAUGGUUUUUUCUUACUUCUAUAUAGGCUGUUGAUUAUGAAACUGUCUCUCUGUAAUAUAUUAUUCUUUAUACUCUGUAGUGUAGUUCUUAGCAUAUAAUAACCUGUUGGUUAAUAACAGACGGGGGAGAGAAGAAAUAAAUGUGCCAAGAUUUGGUUUUUGGUUUUUGUUUUCAUUGUGGAGGGUGACCACUUGGCACAUUGGAGAAAUUAUUUGCACUUUUUAAGAGAAGAAAAACAUUUAAGAUGGGAGACUAGAAAUUUGCAAACUGUUCAUGCCAUUUUUUGUUGUUGUAAUGUUGCGAAAUAAAUGCAGGCAAUACAAAUGGCAAAAUUUAUUUUAAUUUGAUGUCAGUUUAAUGAAUUGGUUUUUGAAACCUGAAGGCCUUGAUAAGUGAUGAUGCUAGACGAUCACAUUUUUUUUUAUUCUCAUGUGUAAAAGUUAAAAGUCUUGGUGCAAAUAAUUUCUCUGACAGAAGUUUUGUCGGGAGAAGAUGUUAUGUUGAUUUCCUCUUCUCCAACAAGACUUUUGAGUUUUCGUUUUUGUUUUUUCUUAAGAUAUUCAGUAACCAGGCUGUAUUAUACUACAGUGUAUCUUUCAUUCCUUUAUAACUAUUUUAUAACUGCUUAACUUAUGUCUUCUUGUAUUCGGACCCUUUUGGAACAAACCGCGUGUUGGUCUCUUGAGGGAACGAUCUUACGUAUGUGUGUACAUUUUAGGUACAAAAUCUUUUCCUUUGGUGUCUAUCCUUGGAUCAACUUACAAGUAUAUUGGUCAGAUAAGUUGGAGAGUGCUAUUGACU
Molecule: messenger RNA, 8293 nt
Organism: Asterias rubens (European starfish)
Lineage: Eukaryota; Metazoa; Echinodermata; Asteroidea; Forcipulatida; Asteriidae
Product: polypyrimidine tract-binding protein 1-like
Exons: 18
Coding region: 553-2559 (668 amino acids)
Biological process (GO): mRNA processing; regulation of RNA splicing
Cellular component (GO): nucleus
Molecular function (GO): mRNA binding
Source: RefSeq, a predicted model, not a curated record